Molecule: messenger RNA, 1270 nt
Organism: Ananas comosus (pineapple)
Lineage: Eukaryota; Viridiplantae; Streptophyta; Magnoliopsida; Poales; Bromeliaceae
Exons: 10
Source: RefSeq, a predicted model, not a curated record
UGGCCCUCUCCGCCUCCUCCCCCUACUCUUCCUACCCUCACAAGCUAUACCCUUCUUCUUCUUCUUCUUCUUUGGAUCGACCUGUGCCCUUUUUCUUAUCGCCUUCGUCGAAGAAGAGUGGGGCGGGCGCUAUACGCGCGGCGAAGCAGCAGCAGAAGAGUGCGCCGGCGAAGAAGGGAGCCGGGAAGAGGAGGCCGCCGGAGAAGCCGCAGGAGACGGGCGCCGCCGUCGCCGGGGGUGCGGCAGAGCCACCCAACGUCUCCGCUGCCGAAGCCGCCUGCAGGGUUCGUGCUCGACGCGCACGGGCGGGUCCUCGCGGCGGCUUCCAAACGGAUUGCUACUAUAGUUGAUGCUACAAAUAAUUUGCCUUUAGAGUGUGUUAUUAGGAGGGUUUUCCAAAGUUCCCAAGGGGAUGAGUGCAUGCUACUCUGUCCUGUUGAUACGCCUGUGCAGAUUUUAAAGAGCACAAACUUCAAUGGAUGGUCAGCCGUGAAUGACGAUGAAGUUGAGGCUAUAAUUCCCUCUGCUGCAUACGCCCUUGCAAAAAUCCACAUGCAUCUUGUAGUUAGUGGGUUUUGCUACACAGCUAGAGGGGGUUUUUGCUACUCUGAAGAGGACAUACUUGAAUUUCGUACAGAUGAUGGUGAAGAUAUUGAAGGUUUGCCUUCUGAAGGUGUAGAGAUUACUUGCUUCCACUUGGAUGGGACACACUAUAUGAUUUAUACGCCAUCAGAUCCACUUCUGUUUGUUGCCGUGAAGGACAAAAAUGGCGCAUUGCAAAUUGCAGAUGAUGAUCUUUUGGAGGACCUUGCUGUCAUCGGUGCCAUAGACGAGGAGACGGAAUUCAACGCUUUAGUGGAAGAGGAGGCCGCCCUUCUCGAGUCGUUACUGGGGAAAGAUGACUGAUAUUCUGAUGACAUACAGUAGAAACUUUAGCUUCGACUCAUCCUGUGAAGAUAAAAUUCUCAAUGCAGCAAGAGAAAUUCACAUUCUCUCUGUAAAAAUUAGUCAUGUAAUCCCAUUUUCUUUUCAAUUUUUGUUGCUCAUAGUUGUAUAAGAAAUGUGGUUAUGGUGUCAUGUCGAGGGAAACACAUGUUGAGGGAAACACUCUCGUAACCGAAAAAGCAUAGCAGGUGUUGUUGUUAAGUGUUGUCGUUAAGGUUCCGUUCUGAGGUUGUGGAGAGAUUGUGUUAUGUAUGAUUAGUUCAGAUAUAUUUUGUAUGGUCUCACUGGAAAUUAGAGAAGCAUAUUCCGAAUGAUUUCAUUCUAA